Messenger RNA from Cornus florida, 593 nucleotides. Its product is annotated as probable cytochrome c oxidase subunit 5C-1. Lineage: Eukaryota; Viridiplantae; Streptophyta; Magnoliopsida; Cornales; Cornaceae. The record is from RefSeq and is a predicted model, not a curated record. The coding region runs from base 186 to 377 and encodes 63 amino acids. The transcript is spliced from 2 exons.
GUAAACAAACGCUGGCUUACAAAUUUGUUGAAGGCCCUGUAUCCGUCAAAAGGGCAAAACAAAGACGCCAAAUUGCGAGAAGCUCCAACCUGUAAAGAACCAUCUCAGAGGUUCUUUCUUUCCUUCCUUCCCUGCUUCACUCAUCCAUCUUUUCAGAUUUACAAGCUUCUAAUUAGUGAAGUAAAAUGGCUGCCCAUAAGGUUGCUCAUGCCACUUUGAAAGGACCAAGUGUGGUGAAGGAGAUAAUUAUUGGACUCGCACUUGGCUUGGCUGCAGGUGGCCUAUGGAAGAUGCAUCACUGGAAUGAGCAGAGGAAGACAAGGGCAUUCUAUGACUUGCUAGAGAAAGGUGAGAUCAGCGUCGUUGCUGAAGAAUAAAUAUUUCUUAGCUUCUAUAGUGAUUCUACCCACACUUUUGGUAACCUGAUGUUUUGUAUCCCUGUCUAUUGGCUCUUGAAUCUGAAAUGAGCAUACUUAAUUCCAGUUUCUAAAAAAAUAAAUUUAUUGUACUGAAUCCAGUGUGGGCACAUUAUUGCUCAAAAAAACCUUCCGGUUUUAUGAUUCUAUGUUUUGUUUAAUGGCGGUUUGACUCGA